CCUGCAGUGGAGGGCUCGGCAGUCCGUCAUACACAGCGACAGGGUCGGGUGGGUCAAGCAGUGAGCCGAGGGCGAGUGACGAAGCCCUGUGGUUACGAGAUCAGAUCUGAUGCGGUCGUGUUGACUCAGGGCAUUUUCGAUUUCCCGUCGAUCUCUUCGCUAGAUACUAGUCGCCGGUCUCGCGGCCGGCCGUUCAGUGCGCAUUCGCAGUACAAAAGAGACUUGUGAUAUUUUUCUAGUAUACAAGUUCCGGAACGGAACGCUUUAAUUUUUCGUAUUAAAAGUGUACAAUAUAAGUAAAAAUUUGGAAAACAUGGAGAUCCUGCCUGUUACGAAUCAGUUUAACGUCGGAUUCAACAGUGAAAAAGCGUGGAAUGGGCCGACAUGGCGGGAAGCGCCGAUGCCGGUGCCGACGGAAGCGGCGCUGGCUCAGCGACUGGAGAGGGAGCUGAGAGCGGCCAAGGGCGCCAGCGAGCUCGCCGCGGCGGAGGUGCUGGUGCCCGCGGAGCUGCUGGCGCGCGCGGCGCGGCAGGCGCUGGCGCUGGCCGAGGGCGAGCCCUGCGGCGCGAGGGGGGCGGCGCUCAUCGUCGACGUCGCCGGCCGGCGGCUCGCCGCUUUCAAGAUAGACCCCAACACGUUGACCACGCACGAGAUCCACUUACAUCUGGAGCACGACACCACGAACUGGACCAGCCUGCUGCCGCAAUUCUUAAAAAAUUUAACGCGAAGCGGCACCAUUAUCAUCAGCCCCCAGUUCACGAUAGAAAAGAAGAAGCUCUUCCGAAGCCAGGCCGAGUGAGCGGCCUGUGAUAGCGCGUGGUGCGAGCGAGCCGACUGACUGCCCUCCUCGAUGUCUACGUAUCGUUAUUUUAACAAAUAUCAAUAUUAUUAUAUGUAUAUUAAUUAUUAUAUAUUUUUAAUAAGAGAAAAAAAAGCACAGCGUGAUAUGUAAUGUAUAGUUGUAGAGUAAGCGCGCGAGCGCAGACUUUAGUUAGCGCGUCAGGUCUUCGGGCACGAGCUGCUCGCCGAGCAGGCGGGCCUCUGCCGCGCCGCUCUGCGAGCAGCUCGGCCGGCCUGAGCGAGCGCCGGCGCGAGGCGGCGAGCGCGGAUCUCUCCCGCCCCUCCCCCACCGCGGCGCCCGCCGCCCGCGCCCGUACUUAUGUUAAUCGUGUAUGAUCAUCGUUCGUCUGAUUAUUGAGAGGCUGAGUGAGUGGUUGCGCAGCGUGAGUGGCGGCGGCGCCGGCGCGCGCCUCUUGAUCUCAGGCGCCGCCGCGCGAGUGAUACCCCGAUCGUUAGUCUUAGGUAUUAUUUUUUGUUUCGAGUUCGAUUCUAUUCUGAAGUUGCGUAGAGUUCGUAUUUUCAUGUAUCGUAAUCGUAUUUAUUAGAGACGAUCUCCGCGCGGCCGGAGGUCGAGGAUAUGUGGACGUUUUUUCGUAAUUGUACUAGUUCGUACAUUUGUUUGUGAUACUACUUUUGUAAUGUAUAAAAUUUAAAUGGAAAGAUAUACUUUAUGUAAGGGAGCACGCAUGCAGAUAUAGAGAUGUAUAGUAUCAGAGAGUUGAGCCGGUC
This is a messenger RNA of Hyposmocoma kahamanoa, 1569 nucleotides long. Its product is annotated as protein charybde-like. Bases 314 to 799 code for a protein of 161 amino acids. The record is from RefSeq and is a predicted model, not a curated record. Lineage: Eukaryota; Metazoa; Arthropoda; Insecta; Lepidoptera; Cosmopterigidae. The transcript has 3 exons. Gene Ontology annotation, biological process: apoptotic process; regulation of TOR signaling; negative regulation of signal transduction. Gene Ontology annotation, cellular component: cytoplasm.